Molecule: messenger RNA, 372 nt
Organism: Nelumbo nucifera (sacred lotus)
Lineage: Eukaryota; Viridiplantae; Streptophyta; Magnoliopsida; Proteales; Nelumbonaceae
Source: RefSeq, a predicted model, not a curated record
AUGGAGUCAGACAAUAGAAAACGACAGGAGAACGGUGAAGUGGAAUUUGAAGAAAGAAGAACAAAGGCGCGGGAGGAUAACAGUAACGGAGGGAAGCAGACGGCGACGGAAAGUGAGGUGGAGGAAUUCUAUGCCAUUCUCCGGCGAAUACACGACGCCGUUAAGUAUUUCCAGAAGAAGCAGAACAACAAAAACGGGGUCGAGGGCCACAGGGAGAAGGAGAAAGCGCCGAGAUGGAGACCGGAGUUUGAGUGGGAGGAUUUUGAGGAAGUGAAGGUUAGAGAGAAGCGGGGGGAAGGGGUGGAGGAGGAGAACAAUCACAUGGUUUUGGAUCUGAACGCCGAUCCGGUGUCCGACGGAAACUCCGGUUAG